AUGCUACGACCUUAUCCAAUUAUUUUUGUUCUUUUCAUCACAUCAGCAUUAUCAAACAAUAAUAGUGAUACUGAUAUUCUCUAAUUCACUAAUACUAGAAAUUAAAUAUGCUUACACAUUCAAUAUUGUAAUACUAAAUAUCAUCAUCAUCUAGUUGAUAUCACAGAUUCAUAAAGAUAAUCUCUUUUCGAUUCCAUUUCUUCUGAAUAGGAUUAAGAACCCUCAACUCAAGUCGAAAAAUGGAUUAAUAACAGCUAUCAAAUCUCUUCUGAUGAUUAUUUUAUAGAUCUCUAAUAUUACACACUUCCUUGGCUGAUUAUUGCUAUUUCAACUUUAUUUUUAUCCCUGCUCUAUAUUUUGGUAACGAUAAUGCCAACGUAAACUAUUAAUACCAUAUCAUAGUUCAAUAAUCAAAUGGAUUAAAUCACAUACAGAAGAUGAAUUCAUUUUAAAUACAAAGAGAUGUCAUAAAUUUGGGAUUGUUACCAUUGUUAUUUUGAAUCUACUUCUUAUAAUCAUUUCCAUUAUCAUAUUAGUAAUUUUUUUUUAUAUUUCAGACCUAUUAAAAUAAAGCUAUUGAUGGAUUAGAUUAUUCAAAUUGUUAUUUGGCUUCACCUUUUGAUGAAUUAUUAGUACGAAAUGAUGAAAAUUUUACUGGAUAUAGUAUUUUAUAAGCUGAUUUCAUUUCAUUAUAAAAUGACUUCAUAGAUUUCUAAUCUAAUUUGAAAAAACUAUAUUAAAAUAGAGAAUCCAUUACUCUACAAUUAAAAUAAUAAGAGAUUUUGGACUUUAAUGAUCAGUAAAUUUUUAUAUAAGAAUAGACUUUAGAGAAAUAAACCUAAUUCUCCUCUUCCUAUUAAAACCUCUUCAAAUGGUACUAAUAUCAUCUCAGCUACAGAAUCCUAUUUCUCGAAAAUGAAAAUUGUAAAUUUUCUUAUUAUAAAAUGAAUAGAUUGAUUACUUAUUGUCUUCAAAAGACGAUGAAAAUCAUCUAACUUAUCUUGAAUCUUAUGAAUUAGUAAAAAAAGAAUAAAGUGAGAUGUAUUUGGCAAGUUAAGUGGACGUAAUCCAAAAUUAUUAUGGAUAGAUUUUUUAGAAAUUUGGUUCUUUGGAGAAUUCAUCAUUAACUCUAAGGGAUUCCAAAUUUACAUCAUUAUUCAUUAAAGCUAAGUAAUAAUUAUCAUAAAUCAAUAACCAUAUAUUAAAUUAUGCUAAUAAAUUUGUUGAUUUCCAUUAAACAUUAAGUAAUGAUAUGAAUUAUUACUUUCGUUCCACUAUGGGCUUUUUAAUCACUUUAAUCAUAUUCAGUUUCAUUGAAAUAAGUUUAUGGUUAGGUUAUCUAAUAAAUAAACGAUUAAAAAUUAAAAAAUAUAUUGAUGUCCUUUGGUUUUUAUGCAAUCUUAUAUUAGUUGGAAUCUCAAUUAUAAAUAUUUUCUUAUAAUCCAAUUCAUAAAUAUCAAAUAAACUAUGUAUCUAUUUUGAUAAUAUUAUACACAAUGAGUAAUUCUAUGAUAAUCAAAAUAUAAUUGAAUUUUCAGAAGCUAAAGAAAGUAUUCAUUCUUGUCUAUAUGGUGAUGGAAAUAUCUAUUAAUAAUUAAAUUUUGUAUCAAGAUUAAAAGAUAUUAAAACAUUUACCAUUAAUGAAAAUGAAGUCAAAGAAGAAAUUUAAAAACUAAAUUUAAAUUAACCCAUAUAUAUCUAAAAAUUAAAUAAUAACUCUCAAACUAUAACUUAAAUUUUAGAUGGUACAUUUAUAGAUUUAAAUAUAUAUGAAAUGAAAGAGUUCUAAAUUUUAAUUGAUGAUUUUAAUUAAUAUAAAGAAUUAGAAAAUUGUGCAGAAUUAUCAACAACAUUAUGUUCUGAUGGAGGUUAUCCAAAAAAAAAUGGAGAAAUCAAUGAUUCUCAAAUGUGUUGGCAUCCUUCAUAUCUUAUUAAUAAAUAUUCUGCAUCAUGUUGGGAUUAGUAAGAUGUAUUUAUAAAAAUUAAAUUACAUUUCUAAAGUUAAGCCUAAGGAUGGAUUAAAUUUUAAUUGUUAGAAUCUUAAUUUGUAUCUUAAAACUUAGAUUUAAAUUAUGAAUUAAAUCAAUAUAUUAUUAGUCAUGUAUAAUUUAUUGAUUAAUAACAAAAAACAAUAUCUAAUUUGAAUAGCUUACUAAAAGCAACAAAUUGUACAUUCAUUAAAGUAAUUAUUUAUUAUUAAUAAUAAUUUAGGAAGACUUUAAUAAAAUGUUAGAUGGAAUGUGUGCAGUAUAUUCAUACUAUCUCGGUAAAAUUUCAAUACUCAUGAUUAUCAUCAUAUUUGCACUAUUCCUUUCCGUUUUAUUAAAUUGUCUCACUUCUCUAAAGGUUUCUUAGAUGGAAACAUACGAAGAAUAUGCUUCAACCAAAGUUAUUAAUUUUGCUGGGUCAAGUAGAUUUAAAGCAUCAAUUGAAAUUAAUAAAAUAAUGCAAAAUGAAAGUCCUAUGCAUGUUAAUAGUACAUAAUAAGAAUUCAAAUGA
Messenger RNA from Paramecium sonneborni, 2499 nucleotides. NCBI's taxonomy places the organism in Eukaryota, Ciliophora, Oligohymenophorea, Peniculida, Parameciidae. The record is from the annotation of a GenBank genome assembly.